AUGGGCUUUAUUGAGAAGUUGCAAGCAAAGCUGGAGCUUUACCGUCUAGAGCAGCGUUAUGCUCGUCGCAAGCACCGGAGCACCUUCUCGGGCGUGCAGUAUGUCGACGGCGAAUACCAUUACUCCAGCGGAUCGAACUCCUCCACCGGCACUGUCUCCAAACAAUCCACGGGAGGCUACUGGAAGCCCCCAACAUGGGGAUCAUCCGGGGAUUCGCGCUGGCGGUGA
Molecule: messenger RNA, 228 nt
Organism: Aspergillus fijiensis CBS 313.89
Lineage: Eukaryota; Fungi; Ascomycota; Eurotiomycetes; Eurotiales; Aspergillaceae
Exons: 2
Coding region: 1-228 (75 amino acids)
Source: RefSeq, a predicted model, not a curated record